AUGGACGCUGGCGCCUUAAGAACGGUUCACAAUCAGACGGGCACGGUAGUCCUUAACGUCUCAGGCCAAGUCCUCUCAGCUACUGGAGAUCUCUGUGGCACCUCUGGAGAGAUUGUAGCUGAGACCAUCUACUCGAUGUUGCAAGACGCGAGUUGUGUGCUGGACACGAGUCAGAAGGAGGAGCUGCAGCGCAUGAUAAUCAACUUCCCGACGUACGACUUUGUGGUGACGCUGGAUGACGAACAGGUCUAUGUGGUCAAGCGCAAUGCGAGUGGGGAAUAA
Messenger RNA from Peronospora matthiolae, 282 nucleotides. The record is from the annotation of a GenBank genome assembly. NCBI's taxonomy places the organism in Eukaryota, Oomycota, Peronosporomycetes, Peronosporales, Peronosporaceae.